AUGAAAAAGUACGCUUAUGGCGGAGGAGGGCCAGGGCAGCAAGGCGGUGGCGGGGCUACAGAUAUUAGGCUGCAAGAUGGCCUAUACGAUGAUUUUGAUUCAUUGAAAAGUCGCAUAAUGGUUGCCGCUGGUGCAGGAGCCGCCGAUACCAAUGAUUUUGGAGAGCCUGGAGGAGCUUUGGUUGGAUACAAUAGCUCGCAAAAUCGUGGUAAAGGUGGCACUCAGAUAAGCUAUAUUAGUGGUCAUCAAGGAUGUAUAGCCAUUUUGGAAAAUUCAACGAAAUCAAAAAUUUAUUCGAAAACCGAUGGAGAUGUUUCAGUUCAUUAUUCUGGAUAUAAGUUUGAAAAUACACAGAUACUUGAUGGUAAAAAGCCUAUGAUAGCUCCAAAUGGAGAAUCGGAAGUCGGACAUUUUGGAAAUGGAUAUGCCAGAAUAAGUCUGAUCCAUCAAUUCGUUUCUGAUCAUUCAUGCAAUUAUAAUACUUGUUUUUUUUUUUAUGGUUUGAUUAUGAAUAAUUAG
Trichomonas vaginalis G3 is the source of this 519-nucleotide messenger RNA. Its product is annotated as glycine-rich protein family. The transcript has a single exon. The record is from RefSeq and is a predicted model, not a curated record. The coding region runs from base 1 to 519 and encodes 172 amino acids. NCBI's taxonomy places the organism in Eukaryota, Parabasalia, Trichomonadida, Trichomonadidae.